Messenger RNA from Melozone crissalis (California towhee), 1044 nucleotides. It is a transcript of the gene ANGPTL7, whose product is annotated as angiopoietin like 7. NCBI's taxonomy places the organism in Eukaryota, Metazoa, Chordata, Aves, Passeriformes, Passerellidae. The record is from RefSeq and is a predicted model, not a curated record. The coding region runs from base 1 to 1044 and encodes 347 amino acids. The transcript is spliced from 5 exons.
AUGCCAGCAAGACCCAGGGCUCAGCUGGCAUGGCUCUGCAUUGUCACAGUGUCUGUGGUGAUCUACCCAGCCCUGCUGCACAAAGCUCCCAAGAGGAGGAUGAGCAACGGGAACGCACAGCUGAAGAUGCCAGGCUGCUGCGAGGAGAUCAAGGAGCUCAAGCUGCAGGUGGCCAACCUGAGCAGGAUGCUGCAGGAGCUGAGCAAGAAGCAGGAAGGGGACUGGGUGAACGUGGUGAUGCAGGUGAUGGAGCUGGAAGGCAGCACCAAGCAGAUGGAGUCGCGCCUCGUCGACGCCGAGAGCAAAUACUCCCAAAUGAACAACCAGAUUGACAUCAUGCAGCUGCAGGCAGCUCAGAUGGUCACACAGACAUCAGCUGAUGCUGUUUAUGACUGCUCAUCACUUUACCAGAGGAACUACAGAAUUUCUGGUGUUUACAAGUUACCUCCUGAUGAAUUUUUGGGAAUUCCAGAUCUGGAGGUGUUCUGUGACAUGGAGACAGAUGGAGGAGGCUGGACUGUCAUCCAGAGGCGUAAAGUUGGUUUGACAUCGUUCAAUAGGGACUGGAAACAAUACAAGGAAGGAUUUGGCAAUAUUAAGGGAGAUUUUUGGCUGGGAAAUGAAAAUAUCUACAGACUUUCAAGACGUCCCACUGUCCUGCGAGUAGAGCUGGAGGACUGGGAAGGAAACACACGCUAUGCCCAGUAUGGGCACUUCACCUUGAGCAAUGAAAUCAACAGCUACAGGCUCUUUGUGGGCAACUACAGCGGCAACACCGGGCGGGACUCCCUGCGCUACCACAACAACACAGCCUUCAGCACGAAGGACAAGGACAACGACAAGUGUGUGGAUGACUGUGCCCAGUUCCGGAAAGGUGGAUAUUGGUACAACUGCUGCACAGAUUCCAACCUGAAUGGGGUCUACUACCGCAGAGGAGAGCACACCAAGAACAUGGAUGGCAUCACCUGGUACGGGUGGCACGGCUCCACCUAUUCCCUCAAGAGAGUGGAGAUGAAGAUCAGGCCAGAGGAUUUCAAACCAUAG